AGUGCUCAGAUUGCUUUGGCCUCUCUCGGUCUUCACAUCGCCAUUCGAAUCGGUGGUGUUUUUAAAACGACGCGUGUUUUUGUGUGUGCUUCUCGAAACGCAAGUGAAAAGACUCGAGAAAACCAAAGUGCAGGCUACCCAAAUUGAUGACGAAGUUUCGUGUGCCGCCUGCAUUUCAUUUAUAAACAUAUAUUUUCGGCCUUAAUUCUGUGCUUCCUGUGAAUUAACGAGGAAACUAAAGUGUGCGCAAGCGAGAGAGCCAAUCAACAAGUGGAAACCGAGAAACUUUCUUCGCAAAAGCCGGCUGAUCACCAAAAGAGAUCCUUUCUCUGGGACUUUUCUUCAUCUCUGGAACUUCCUCACAUUUCGUCCAACAUGGCUUCCAAGCUUUGGCUGAGUGCAUUUUCCGUGGCGGCUGUUGAUCAGGAAAGCCGCCUGGAUGCGUUUCUGCUUUGAUCGGCUGUGCUUCGCAACCAAGCGGCCAGCCCAAAACUCCAAUAGCAAUGCACCACACUGCACUGCUCACAGCACAAUUAGCACAGAUGCACCACCAGCAGCGGAUGUAGUAGAUGUAGCCACAGCAGCAGCAGCAGCACAGCCUUCAAAUAAUCUGUUUUACGCCGACUACCAGAAGCUACAGCCAGCGAUAAUCGAUCGGGAUUGGGAGCGGGAUAGAGGAACGCCAACCGAGGCCAAGCCGCCGGACAUAGAGCAACAGCCUGAGAUACAGAUACAUAGCCAUCCACAGAUACAGACAGAGAGCCAUCCACAGAUACAGACAGCUGCUCAGAUACAGAUACAGAUACAGCGCCAUCGCCGGCAUAGCAGUGCCGAAGAUCGCAAUCUGAACACGAGGCGGCGAAACGAUUCGAAUACUACGGAGGCGGUACGAAAAGCAGCCAGUAUGCAGCAGGAGCCGAACGCCAACUAUCAGUUCCCAACCGACUUGGGUCUGGUGAGCAUCGUCAACAAUAAUAAUAACAAUAAUAUCAACGCUCUGUCGAGUGGUGCCAGCAACAACACCAAUAAUAAUAAUACUAACAACAAUCUGGUGGGUGGCAUUGUGACCUUGCCGGCGGCUGGUGGUGGUCUCAUAGGUCUGGAGCACACGGCAUCGGGACUGCGGCUGAUACCGGCACCACCAACGCACUCGGAAGUGCUGACCCACACGCUGAUCUACGGAACACCGCCUUCGGGAGCCCAGCAAUUGCAUCAGGAUCCGCGCAGUUUGCUGCAUCAACAGGAGCUGCAGUUGCAGCAGCGCUAUCAGCAAUUGCAGCAGUUGCAGGCUCAAACGCAGGGCUUGUAUACGAGCCAAGGCAGUCCUGUCUUGUAUCAUCAAAACAGCGCGUGUUCCAGCCAACCGGUGGCCAUACCCGGUGCCAGUUGUCAUUCGCCCACGCAAUUGCAAGCGCCCACCACUCUUAACCUUCAGCAGCAAAUGCAGAGCUUGAGGAUCUCGGGAUGUACGCCCAGUGGCUCGGGGGGAUCGGCCACGCCCUCGCCGGUGGGCUUGGUGGAUCAAACCCUGCUCAUGGGCAACUAUGUGGCCGCCUCGCCGCAGGAAGAGCGCUUCAUACAGAUCAUUCAGGCCAAGGAGCUCAAGAUACAGGAAAUGCAGCGGGCCCUUCAGGUCAAGGACAAUGAAAUUGCCGAGCUCAAGUCGCAUUUGGAUAAGUUCCAGAGUGUUUUCCCCUUCAGCCGCAGCAGUGCGGCGGGAUGUGCCGGAACGGGCGGAGGAUCGGGCUCAUCCGGAGCGGGAGGGGGAAGUGGAGCGAGUGGUGGUCCCAGCACCGCCACAGGUGCCACCCGCAAGUCUGGACAGAACUUCCAGAGGCAGCGUGCCCUCGGCAUCUCGGCGGAACCACAAAGCGAGUCCUCACUGCUGCUCGAGCACGUCAGCUUUCCCAAAUACGACAAGGAUGAGCGCUCCCGUGAACUUAUCAAAUCUGCCAUUUUGGAUAAUGACUUCAUGAAGAAUCUGGAUUUGACGCAGAUUCGUGAGAUCGUCGACUGCAUGUAUCCGGUGAAAUAUCCAGCCAAGAAUCUGAUCAUCAAGGAGGGAGAUGUCGGCAGCAUUGUUUACGUCAUGGAAGAUGGCCGCGUGGAGGUUUCCCGUGAGGGCAAAUACCUUUCGACCCUUUCGGGAGCAAAGGUUCUUGGCGAGCUGGCCAUCCUGUACAAUUGCCAGAGGACGGCGACCAUCACCGCGAUCACCGAGUGCAAUUUGUGGGCCAUCGAGCGCCAGUGCUUCCAGACCAUCAUGAUGCGAACGGGGCUCAUUCGACAGGCGGAGUACAGCGACUUCCUCAAGAGUGUGCCCAUCUUCAAAGACCUGGCGGAUGACACGCUCAUCAAGAUCUCCGAUGUUUUGGAGGAGACGCACUACCAGCGAGGCGAUUAUAUUGUGCGCCAAGGUGCCAGAGGAGAUACCUUCUUCAUCAUUUCAAAGGGCAAAGUGCGAGUGACGAUCAAACAGCAGGACACUCAGGAGGAGAAGUUCAUACGCAUGCUGGGCAAAGGUGAUUUCUUUGGAGAAAAGGCUCUCCAGGGCGAUGAUCUGCGCACGGCGAAUAUUAUUUGCGAAUCGGCGGAUGGCGUCAGUUGUCUGGUCAUCGAUCGCGAGACCUUCAAUCAGUUGAUUUCCAAUCUGGACGAGAUCAAGCAUCGCUACGACGACGAGGGAGCCAUGGAGCGCAGAAAGAUCAACGAGGAAUUCCGGGACAUCAACCUCACCGAUCUGCGCGUUAUCGCCACUCUGGGAGUGGGUGGCUUUGGUCGCGUGGAACUGGUGCAAGCCAAUGGCGAUGGCUCCAGGUCCUUUGCCCUCAAGCAGAUGAAGAAGUCACAGAUUGUGGAGACGCGACAGCAGCAGCAUAUCAUGUCCGAAAAGGAGAUCAUGGGCGAGGCCAACUGCCAGUUCAUUGUGAAACUGUUCAAGACCUUCAAGGACAAGAAGUACCUGUACAUGCUGAUGGAAAGCUGUCUGGGCGGCGAACUCUGGACGAUCCUGCGGGACAAGGGCAACUUCGAUGACAGCACCACCCGCUUCUACACAGCGUGUGUGGUGGAGGCCUUUGACUACCUGCACUCGCGGAACAUCAUCUAUCGAGAUCUGAAACCGGAGAACCUGCUGCUAAACGAACGCGGAUAUGUGAAGCUCGUGGACUUUGGCUUUGCCAAGAAACUGCAGACGGGCAGGAAAACGUGGACUUUCUGCGGCACCCCGGAGUAUGUGGCUCCGGAGGUGAUUCUCAACCGGGGUCACGACAUCAGUGCGGAUUACUGGUCGCUGGGAGUGCUCAUGUUCGAGCUGCUUACCGGUACCCCUCCAUUUACGGGUUCGGAUCCCAUGCGCACCUACAACAUCAUACUUAAGGGCAUCGAUGCCAUUGAAUUCCCCAGGAAUAUCACGCGUAACGCCAGCAAUCUGAUUAAGAAGCUGUGUAGGGAUAAUCCUGCCGAGCGUUUGGGCUACCAGCGUGGGGGAAUUAGCGAGAUACAGAAGCACAAAUGGUUUGAUGGCUUCUACUGGUGGGGUCUGCAAAACUGCACUCUGGAACCGCCCAUUAAGCCGGCCGUGAAAAGCGUGGUGGAUACCACGAACUUUGAUGAUUAUCCACCCGAUCCGGAGGGUCCUCCACCAGAUGAUGUUACCGGAUGGGACAAGGACUUUUAGGCCUCGUUUCCUAGACGAUCGAUGCUCUCUAAACGCUUCUGCUACAGAACACAGAAUACCGGAGGAGAAGACAAACAAAGGAGGAGAAAUUGAUCUAAAGUGCGCCAUAUGUACGCCAAAGCCAACAGCAAACAGUCAGCAGCAACGCAUCGAAAAGCUGCCAAAAAACACUAAGAAAAGAAAGGUAGCAGUCGCAAGGCCAAGGGCCGACACAAAAAAAGCACAAUUAUCCAUCGUCUUAGCCCUUUUAGAUUUUAGAUUUAUGAUGUGUUAUAUAUAUAUAUACCCCCCCAUGAUGUGCAACGCAAUGAAUUUAUUAACGAGUUUAUAACUAUUAUUUUGUAAUGAGGAUAUGUACCGUCUAGUUCGUUUGGAAUUGUAUGAUGUAAGUUGUAGGUAGAGCUCUGUUAGCCAUGUGCAUUGUAUAAAUUCUAUUUCUAUUUGUAUCUAUUAAAUAUUAUUAACAUAAUUAUUAAACAUCAUUGUUAAUGUAUCAAAGCACGCACGAAACUGCAUACAAAUACAAAUCGGGUUGCCUUAUAGUCUGUAAGAACAUUUUUAAAAGCAACAUCUGACCAAGAUCUUCCGUCAUUCACCGUUUAAAAAAAAAUCAUUUGUUAAAUUUCUAUCUAGCCUCUCUUCUAUAUUUCAUUAGUCUGUAGCAAUCAUGUCUAUUAUUUUUACGAAAAAUACGCCCUUUUUAAUUGUCUUUUUUAAGUAAAUCAGUUAGACAUUGAAUAAACAAAUUUUUGCGAUGAA
Molecule: messenger RNA, 4438 nt
Organism: Drosophila elegans
Lineage: Eukaryota; Metazoa; Arthropoda; Insecta; Diptera; Drosophilidae
Gene: for
Product: cGMP-dependent protein kinase, isozyme 2 forms cD4/T1/T3A/T3B
Exons: 10
Coding region: 440-3679 (1079 amino acids)
Biological process (GO): protein phosphorylation
Molecular function (GO): ATP binding; cGMP-dependent protein kinase activity
Source: RefSeq, a predicted model, not a curated record